CUCACUGUCAGCCACACGCGCUUUCAUUUCCUCCCCUUAUUUAUUCAACUCCACCGCCACUAUCUCAAGCACUUCAUUUUUUUCCCCAUUGCAUCUUACACCAUCAUUAGCACUAAUUAGUGUUUGCCCUUUCUCUCUCUCUCUCUCUCUCUCUCUCUCCCUGUGUCAGAAAGUGAUAUGUAGCUUAUUUUCUUUUCUGGGUCUUCAUUCUUUGAGCUUCUUUAGCUCUCGUCUCUGUUCUUGUUCUUGUUAUAGGUUCAAUGGCUCUCUGUGCAUUUUCAUUUCCUGUCCAUGUCAACCGGGCAACAGCUUCUGGUUCCCAGAAAUCCUCUUCAUUCUCAUCUCACUUUACAUUGGGAACGGAUCUGCUGUGCCCAUCUCAGCACAAGCUCAAUAAGGUACAGGCCAAGAAAAGGCCAGGUGGGGUUUGUGCAUCGCUAUCAGAGAGGGGGGAGGAGUAUCAUUCACAGAGACCGCCAACUCCUCUCUUGGACACCAUAAACUAUCCAAUUCACAUGAAAAAUCUAUCAAUUAAGGAGCUGAAACAACUCGCGGAUGAACUGCGGUCUGAUGUCAUCUUUAAUGUUUCUAAGACUGGAGGUCACCUAGGCUCGAGUCUUGGUGUUGUCGAACUCACCGUGGCUCUCCAUUAUGUCUUUAACGCCCCCCAAGAUAAGAUAUUAUGGGAUGUUGGUCACCAGGCUUACCCACACAAGAUCCUGACUGGAAGAAGAGAUAAGAUGCACACUAUAAGGCAGACAAAUGGGUUAUCAGGGUUCACAAAGCGCUCGGAGAGUGAAUUUGAUUGCUUUGGCACGGGUCACAGUUCUACCACCAUCUCUGCAGGACUUGGAAUGGCUGUAGGGAGGGAUCUAAAGGGAAGAAAGAAUAAUGUUAUUGCUGUUAUAGGUGAUGGUGCCAUGACAGCUGGGCAAGCUUAUGAAGCCAUGAAUAAUGCCGGGUACCUUGAUUCUGACAUGAUUGUCAUUCUUAAUGACAAUAAACAGGUUUCUUUACCCACUGCCACUCUCGAUGGGCCCAUACCACCUGUAGGAGCUUUGAGCAGUGCUCUUAGUAGGUUGCAAUCUAACAGGCCUCUCAGAGAAUUAAGAGAGGUUGCCAAGGGAGUUACAAAACAAAUUGGUGGUCCAAUGCAUGAACUUGCUGCUAAAGUUGAUGAAUAUGCUCGUGGGAUGAUCAGUGGUUCUGGAUCAACGCUAUUUGAAGAGCUUGGAUUAUAUUAUAUAGGUCCUGUUGAUGGUCACAACAUAGAUGAUGUAGUUGCCAUUCUCAAAGAGGUUAAAAGUACCAAAUCAACAGGUCCAGUUCUGAUCCAUGUCGUCACUGAGAAGGGCAGGGGAUACCCAUAUGCAGAGAAAGCAGCAGACAAGUAUCAUGGAGUCGCCAAAUUUGAUCCAGCAACUGGGAAGCAAUUCAAAACCAAGGCUCCUACACAGUCUUACACGACAUACUUCGCGGAAGCUUUGAUUGCAGAAGCAGAAGCGGACAAAGAUGUUGUUGCAAUCCAUGCUGCAAUGGGAGGCGGAACAGGCCUGAAUCUCUUCCUUCGCCGUUUCCCAACAAGAUGCUUUGAUGUUGGGAUAGCAGAACAGCACGCCGUUACUUUUGCUGCAGGUCUGGCCUGUGAAGGCCUUAAACCCUUCUGUGCAAUUUACUCAUCUUUCAUGCAGAGGGCUUAUGACCAGGUAGUACAUGAUGUGGAUCUGCAGAAAUUGCCGGUGAGAUUUGCAAUGGACAGAGCUGGACUUGUUGGAGCAGAUGGUCCCACACAUUGUGGUUCUUUUGAUGUCACAUUUAUGGCCUGCCUCCCCAACAUGGUGGUCAUGGCUGCUUCUGACGAGGCAGAGCUCUUUCACAUGGUUGCCACUGCUGCUGCAAUAGAUGAUCGGCCCAGUUGUUUCCGAUACCCGAGAGGGAACGGGAUUGGUGUUCAGCUACCGUCAGGGAAUAAAGGCGUUCCACUUGAGGUUGGAAAGGGCAGGAUACUGAUAGAGGGUGAAAGAGUGGCACUCUUGGGCUACGGAACAGCAGUUCAGAGCUGUUUGGCUGCAGCAUCUUUAGCGGAAUCCCAUGGCUUAAGGCUAACAGUUGUGGAUGCACGCUUUUGCAAGCCGUUGGAUCGUGCCCUUAUUCGCAGCCUAGCCAAAUCACACGACGUCUUAAUUACAGUUGAAGAAGGAUCAAUUGGGGGAUUUGGGUCUCAUGUUGCUCAGUUCCUGGCCCUUGAUGGCCUUCUUGAUGGAAAACUAAAGUGGAGACCUUUGGUACUGCCUGAUCGGUACAUUGACCAUGGAUCACCUGCUGACCAACUGGCUGAAGCUGGUCUUACACCAUCUCAUAUUGCAGCAACAGUGUUCAACAUACUGGGACAAACAAGAGAGGCGCUGGAGAUCAUGUCAUAAGAAAAUUUAGAAAGAGGGGGUUCAGGUUUCACUCCCAACAAUGUACAAAAUAAAUCUGUAUUGAUUUAUCUUUCAUGUAUCAUUUUUUGUAUAAAAGUAGUGUCAGCAUAUGAAUGUAAGCUAGCCAAUCCAACUAGUUAAAAGGAAACAAGAGUUUCAAUUAUACUAUAAUUUCAAAAGCAUUAACGUGUGAAACAAAAGCUGUUGCUGCCUCUUUUUUCUUUUUCUUUUUUCCUAGGCAGCAGCUAUUGAAGCCUCUUGCUUGGUCAAUUUAUUGAUCAGGUGUGAACUGCUUGAUAAUCCAGUUCUUUGUUCUUCUGAAAGUCCAUGCCAGCCGCAUUGCCUAGAAGUCAUUUCAAUUUUGGAAUAAAUACUGCUCUUUGAUUGUGGAUUGAAAAGGAUGUAUAUUGGCAUAUUGCCAUGCA
Messenger RNA from Corylus avellana, 2848 nucleotides. RefSeq names its product 1-deoxy-D-xylulose-5-phosphate synthase 1, chloroplastic. The record is from RefSeq and is a predicted model, not a curated record. Gene Ontology annotation, molecular function: 1-deoxy-D-xylulose-5-phosphate synthase activity. Gene Ontology annotation, cellular component: chloroplast. Gene Ontology annotation, biological process: terpenoid biosynthetic process; chlorophyll biosynthetic process. NCBI's taxonomy places the organism in Eukaryota, Viridiplantae, Streptophyta, Magnoliopsida, Fagales, Betulaceae.